Molecule: messenger RNA, 822 nt
Organism: Durio zibethinus
Lineage: Eukaryota; Viridiplantae; Streptophyta; Magnoliopsida; Malvales; Malvaceae
Product: major pollen allergen Ole e 10
Source: RefSeq, a predicted model, not a curated record
CUUCACAUGGCCCCUGCUACGUAUUUUUGCAAAGGGCUAUGUUAUGCUUUUCACACUAUAUAAGGGAUAUUGGCAGCUUGUGGCUAUGACAUCUCUCAGUGGAUCAUAUAGAUCAUUUUCCCGGUUCCCAGACCGAAUAUCUCUCUCCGUCUCCCUUUCAAAAAAGAAAAUGUCACUCUUGUUGAUAAGGGUAAUGCUUGUUCUGCUGUUGAUGUUGACAAUUCCUCAAAAAUCAGCUGGGGAAUUUGAGCAGUGGUGCAUAGCUGAUGAGCAAACCCCAGAUGAUGAGUUGAAGGUAGCCAUGGAUUGGGCUUGUGGGAACGGUGGUGCUGAUUGCAGUAAGAUUCAGGUGAACCACCCUUGUUAUUUUCCUAACACUAUGAGAAACCAUGCUUCCUAUGCAUUCAAUGAUUAUUUCCAAAAGUUCAAGCACAAAGGCGGAUCUUGCAACUUCAAAGGAGCUGCCAUGAUUACAGAACUUGAUCCAAGUUAUGAUUCUUGCCAAUAUGAGUUUAUUCCCUGAUUCAGAGUCAAAUCAAUUCAUGCAAUAAAAUUAGAUGUUGGUCAUUCUACUUCUUCCCCUUCCACGAUCAAGCCUGUUUCUCGUUCUACCCCUGUGGUGAUGUGUUGAGGCUUACUAUUUCUUGUUGAAAACAAGCUGAAAAAAGCUUUCAAAAAAUAUUGGUAGAAACUAUUUUCCUGCAUUAUGACCAAUUUUGAGAAAAUUGGGAAGCUAGUCAGUAUCUUGCAAAUUGGUUCCCUGUUUUUCCUCUUUCAUUUUGUCAAAUUAACGCUUUUUUUUUUUGACGGCAAAUAUAAAAG